AUACGAAUGGGAUGGUGAUAUUUCACUUUAGGUGUAUCUCCCUUCAAACUCGGCCCAGCCCAAUUCCAACGUUCAAGUGCGUAAUAGUCGGCAAGGAGGGAUGCGGAAAGAGUACCUUCAUCCAUCGUCACUUGACGGGUCAUUUCGAGCAAAAGUAUUUGCCCACAUUUGGAAUCACGGUGAUCAAACUCAUAUUUCCUACAACUCGCGGGCCAAUCUGCUUCGAAAUGUGGGAGGGAGGGAAGGCCGAGUACGUCCAGUAUCGGAAUCCAUUUUUCAAGAAUGUACAAUGCGCCAUCGUAAUGUUUGACCUCAGCCUAAAGGACCCAUUCAAGAACUUUGACGAAUACUACUCUAUGUCUAAUAUGCUCCCGUCAGACAUCCUAAAAUUCGUUUGUGGCAACAAGGCGGAUCAAGAAUUGGGCAAUCCUAGCCCUCUGCCAACGAAUAUCCACCGCUGUACAAAGAUGUCUGUUAAAACUAAUAUGAACACACUGCUGCCUUUUCUGCACCUCUCGCGCAGAAUUUUUAAAGACCCCUCGCUCGAGGUCAUGCCGAGGACAACAUUGUUGCCGGCACAAGUGGAGCCCAGUCGCCAGGAGAGACAGCCAGAACAGGAUAAGGACCUUUAAUAUCAUAUGAAGAUACACCGAUACACAAAACAAGACAGAGUGCGUGUGUGCGUGUGUGUGGCUGCUACAUCGGGUGACACAUCAGACAGCAGCAGUACACUCUUAAAAGCCAUUGUGGCGUCCAGUGCUUCAAUACAUCAGAUGACGGAAUGUCAUCGUGCCACGAGGUGUGGCAACAUAAAAAGACUUCAUACCAGUACGGGCAAAGCAUUUACAGCUUCGCAUCUUCAAUAAAUAAUUUACUAUAUUUAAUCAGAAUUUAAUUAACAAUAACAAUAAAAACCACUUGACAUGAUGAAUAACA
Drosophila persimilis is the source of this 936-nucleotide messenger RNA. RefSeq names its product GTP-binding nuclear protein Ran. Bases 12 to 632 code for a protein of 206 amino acids. The record is from RefSeq and is a predicted model, not a curated record. Gene Ontology annotation, cellular component: nucleus; cytoplasm. Gene Ontology annotation, biological process: ribosomal subunit export from nucleus; protein import into nucleus. Lineage: Eukaryota; Metazoa; Arthropoda; Insecta; Diptera; Drosophilidae. The transcript is spliced from 3 exons. Gene Ontology annotation, molecular function: GTP binding; GTPase activity.